UUGUACGGUGGCAACUUGAAUAGCCGUCGAGUCGUGUUUCAUACAUGAUGUUUUUAUCUUUCUACAACUGCCCGGCAAAAAUUAUUCAUGAAAUUAAAAUUGCUGAAAGAGUCUUCCUGUGUUUUCCAUUCAAUUUCGACUUCUCGAGUCCAGCAUUUCGUUGAAGAAAAUCAACAAUUGCUUGACUAUCGUCGGAUUUGAACUCGCGGCAGCUAGUUGUCUCUAACGAACUCGUGCGAUUUAUAGCACGGUCAAAGGCUCUGAACUAGUACCCUGCCCUGUUGAAAAUGUCUAUGAGUGGAUACACAUGUAUACGUUUAGUUUUUUGCUGGGUGAACGUCCUUUUUUGGAUCUCAGGAUGUGGUCUACUCGGCGUGGGACUCUGGCUCAGGAUAGCAUACGAGGGAUAUGCGUCGUUGCUUCCCCAGUAUGCGCUGUUGAGUGUUGAUUCCCUGGCCAUAGCAUUCGGAACGAUAACAUUUGUGUUCUCUUUUUUUGCAUGCUGCGGUUCCUGGUUCCAAAACAGGUGCAUGCUUAUAACGUAUUUCACACUCGUGGUUUUGAUGUUUCUGGCAGAAUUCAUCCUCGGAUCCCUUGCGUUUGUUUUUAGAGACGGUUUGAGACACACGCUACGUGAGGAGCUCCAGAACGGUCUUAUGCAUCACUACAAUAUGACAUCGAAUGGCCCGAACAGUUUGGUGCAGAUCUGGGAUAAUAUCCAAAUCAAGUUCGGUUGUUGCGGUGUCAGAAACUAUGAAGACUGGUACAUGAUUGAUGCAUGGCCGGACCACAAAUGGGUUCCGGAUUCUUGCUGUUUCCCGGCGAAUUAUGAUCAGAAUUGUGGGAAAGUUUGGGGUGCCGAAGUUUACACACAAGGUUGUUAUGCCCAAAUCAAUAAUUUCUUCAUCAGGCGAUUGGAUAUCAUAGGAUUCGUUGGUAUCCUAGUGGCUUUUUUUCAGCUCUACGGACUGAUAUCGUCGAUGAUCCUUUUCUGUACAGUGAAGUAUAAAAGAACAUCAAGGACUUACAAAUCUUAUUCAUAACGUUAUAUGAAAUUCCUAUAAUACAAUCCUCGCCAAAUUGUUUCAUAGUAGAUGUAGAUUCAAUGAAUGUAGUAGGUAUUACACGGGUUUCGAUAAACUAAAAAUCAAGUUCACAUUCACUGAAGUGAACCGCCUGGACACUCUCGUCCCAAGAUGAAUAAAUAAUUAUUUUGAAACACCGGUGUCCGUAUCAUUUGGUAACAUUUAUGUUAAUUUUCAUAAAUUUCUGCCAAGCUUCUGAUGUAGAAGAUGUAAUGAAUGUACCUAAGUAUGUAUGAGGUAAUUGCUACAGCUACCAUUUUGUUUAGUAUUCAUUUAGGACAAUAUCGUGAAUUCCUGCAAUAAAUUUUUUUAUUAAUAUAAUCAUGAAAAAUGUGUAACAAAAUAUUUUAUAUUUCCUGUACUCCAUAGAAAUGACGUUUUAAUGAAAUUCCUCAUCAUAAUGUCAACUGAAAUAUAGUAAAAUAUCAAAUAUAUUUUUUGAGUCACACAAAUUUUGUGAAAAAUGUACUUGGCAGAUUUCCACAAGUGAUAUUUCACACAUGUAGUAUGUACCUUGGAGAAAAGUGAUAUUAUUAAAUGUAGGAGAGAAGUGUAUUUAAUGUAUUUAUUUGAUUCAUACAACCGAUCAUGUCUUGAUGUAUUUCUAAUUCAUGAAACUGUGAAAAUAUAUAGACGCAUGUACACAAUACCUUGGUUUUGUGAGGAAUUGACCAUUUUUCUGACAAAAAAAUACUUAUCAAUAAAUAGUAAAAUACGAAAUUACUGUAUAGGUGUACAUUCAUUUAUAACUGAAGAUGAUCUGAUUUGAAACUGUUUCUUAUUAGUAUCUAGGUAUAUUAAGUAAUGUAAAUAAUCCAAAUAAGAAUUUAUAUUGAUGUUGAUCAUGUUAAUGUAUAAACGAAUAAAAUUGUUUCAA
Molecule: messenger RNA, 1962 nt
Organism: Leptinotarsa decemlineata (Colorado potato beetle)
Lineage: Eukaryota; Metazoa; Arthropoda; Insecta; Coleoptera; Chrysomelidae
Gene: Tsp5D
Product: Tetraspanin 5D
Cellular component (GO): plasma membrane
Source: RefSeq, a predicted model, not a curated record